This is a messenger RNA of Verticillium alfalfae VaMs.102, 1356 nucleotides long. RefSeq lists its product as hypothetical. The coding region runs from base 1 to 1356 and encodes 451 amino acids. NCBI's taxonomy places the organism in Eukaryota, Fungi, Ascomycota, Sordariomycetes, Glomerellales, Plectosphaerellaceae. The record is from RefSeq and is a predicted model, not a curated record. The transcript has a single exon.
AUGCAGACACCCGCUCCUGCAGGCCGCGACGGCUCCGAGUCCGAGUCUGAAUCCAUGCACACGGCGCGGUCCCGCGCCGACAGCGAGGCGCGCCGCGACCCCUCUCGCACUGGCAUCGAGGCAGAUACGACAGCCAAGAGCGAUGGGUAUGAAGUCGUCGACGUCAACGACUCAGAGGAAGAUGCAGGGCGCGAUGACCAGAGCACGCCCAAGCCUGAGCAGGCUGCGCGACCAAAGCUGCCCAGGUUGAACUCCCAGUCGAGAGCCUCGUCGUCAUUCGUCGGGAGCGAGACAGAUACGCAAGAUCAUGCUGAAGCCUCAAGGCCGCAGCCUGAACAGCAACCAAGCCGCCCAGCUCAGCCAGACGUAGCCUCUGCGUCUCAGCAAAGGUCGUCUCAAGGAGGCGCACAGAACAAUACCCGCCCGAAGGCAACAUCACAGGACCACAGCCAAUCGCAAAGUACCUCUCAGGCCAGUCAGGACGAAGGAGGCCCAUCCCACAUCAACACAUCCCGCGAAAUCCCGAUCCCUAUUCGCAAACAGGAGGCCAGGCGUCACUCCAUCACUACAGACGAAGAUGACGAUGAUGAUGCCUCGUCAGUGUCGUCGUCCUCAACAGAGAGCAUUGGCAACCGCGCCCAUUACUACGACCAUCACCAGCCUCCCCAGCACUCGCCAACACCGGUGACGCGCUCCACACUCAAGAACAAGUCAGACGACGAUGAGAAUCCGACGAUUCAGAUCCCCAAAGUCACGCCCCUUGCCUCAGGCCUCACGCUGCCGCCCAACUUGGCUGAGCUGGCCGAAAAUCUCGAAGACAAAUAUAUCGACGAAUUCGGCAACGUACUCGAAUGGGACGGCCGCGUUCUAGGCCGCGUUGAGGGCGACCUCCCUUCCAUGAUCGGCAGGCCCGUGUCGGCGACGGGGGAGGUCAUAUCGGCCGAGGGCCAGGUUGUAGGCUACGUGGCCGAGAACGAUACAAUUGCGCCGCGGCCGCCGUCGCCAAAGCCCAUCCACGGCAUGGGCGAAGGGAUGAAGCUUGACCACAUGGGGAACAUACUCAAUAGGCAUAACAAGAUUGUGGGACACUUGAACGCGGAGGAGCUGGUCGACGCGCCGGAGCCGAUCCGGAGGGCGCGCAAUGGCGGUGGCGGUGGCAGCGGCGGCGGAAGUGGCGGAGGUGGCUGUGGCUGCAACUGUGGUCACGGCCGAGCGAAGCCUUCGGCGGCGCCGAGUCCGUCGGAGAUCUACCUCGAUGUCAAGUCGACGAACGACGGCGUGCAGCUGAUCAUCAAGAUUCCGACUGUGUUUAAUGGCGGGGGCACGCCAAACAUUCAUAUUGGUACGAGUUCGUGA